UGGGCCAAAUGAGUCUUAUUCUGCUUUGAGAUCACACAUAGUGAUGAUCAAGCACUUUCCAUCUCUUAAUGAAGUCUAUAAUAUGGUUUUACAAGAGGAAUCACAGAGGUCAUUAUUCAUUCAAUCACAACCUCUAAUUGAGGCUUCUGCUAUGGCCUUGAUUUAUGAUAGUAAGAAGAAAAGGAAUAUGUAUUUGGUAUGUAAUCACUGUGGUAAAAGAGGGCAUUUGAAAGAUAAAUGUUUUCGACUUAUAGAUUUCCCAGAAGAUUUCAAGUUCACAAAAUCUAAGGGGAAUUUUAAGAAAGGAGGAAAUGUUUCUGUUAAUAGUGCUACUGUUGACAAAGAGAAUGAGCACUUUGAUGAUGUUGAUGUCAGUUCAGCUGUGCAGCUUUCUCACAUUCAGGGCCAGAUUCAGAAACUAAUGGCUCUAGUCACUGAGCGUGGUGGUAUAGAAAUGAAUCAGGAUUCCCCUUUGUCAACAAAUCAACAAAAUAAACCUUCUCUUGUCAACUCAGCUUUAGCAGGACCUUCUUACCUAGACAAUGAUUGGUCAUGCUAAAGUUACCAAUGGGCUCUGCAUCAUGCAGAGAUACUUGAGUGCACAAAUACCAGCAGAUUUCAAGAAUGCUUUUACUAGACAGUUUAAUAAUUCUACAAAUUUCAGUUGUGUUUUUCCUUGUGCAAAUUUGAGUUCUGAUUUUUCAUUGUACUCUAAAACAGUUUGUUCAAAUGCUUGUAGUUCUUUGAAAUCAAAUUUUGAUAAUUGGCACCA
Molecule: messenger RNA, 772 nt
Organism: Theobroma cacao (cacao)
Lineage: Eukaryota; Viridiplantae; Streptophyta; Magnoliopsida; Malvales; Malvaceae
Source: RefSeq, a predicted model, not a curated record